This is a messenger RNA of Cygnus olor (mute swan), 7323 nucleotides long. It is a transcript of the gene AAK1, whose product is annotated as AP2 associated kinase 1. Gene Ontology annotation, biological process: protein phosphorylation. NCBI's taxonomy places the organism in Eukaryota, Metazoa, Chordata, Aves, Anseriformes, Anatidae. The record is from RefSeq and is a predicted model, not a curated record. The transcript is spliced from 22 exons. Bases 405 to 4283 code for a protein of 1292 amino acids. Gene Ontology annotation, molecular function: protein kinase activity; ATP binding.
GACGGCCCAUUUCCUGCGCGGAUGGGGCCGGCGGGGGGCGGCGGCGGGGUCGGUCCCUGACGGGCUCGGUGGCCGCCGGGAGCUCCGUCAGGCAGCGAUGCGGGUCCCGGGCCCUGCCGGUAGGCGGCCCCCGCCGUGAGCCGCCCCGCGGGGAGCCGCUGGGGCUGCGGCAGGCCGGCCGGCCGGCGCUGCGGGGUGCAUGGGGGCGCCCCCCGCCCGCAGAGAGGUGUGACUCCUCCGGAGGACGGCGCUCGGCCCCGCAAGGCCAGCGGCCCGCGGAGCCCCUCGGCCGGGCUCCAGGAGCCAAAAAAAAAAAAAAAAAUUAAUAAUAAUAAUAAGGAGGGGGCGCGGGCCCCUGAGGAGAGCAUCGCCCCCCUUCCCAGGCGGCUGCUGCCUCCUGAGAGAUGAAGAAGUUUUUCGACUCGCGUCGGGAGCAGGGUGCCUCUGGCCCCGGGUCGGGCACCAGCGGCGGCGGCGGCGGCAGCGGAGGCCCCGGCAGCGGGUACAUCGGCAGGGUGUUCAGCAUCGGCCGCCACCAGGUGACGGUGGACGAGGUGCUGGCCGAAGGUGGAUUUGCAAUAGUGUUUCUUGUGAGGACUAACAAUGGGAUGAAAUGUGCCCUGAAGCGUAUGUACGUCAAUAACGAGUACGACUUGCAAGUCUGCAAAAGAGAAAUCCAAAUCAUGCGGGAUCUGUCUGGCCAUAAGAACAUUGUUGGAUACAUUGAUUCCAGUAUAAACUCAGUAAGCAGUGGCGAUGUGUGGGAAGUGCUGAUACUAAUGGACUUCUGCCGAGGAGGGCAGGUGGUGAACCUCAUGAACCAACGCCUGCAGACAGGUUUCACUGAGAAUGAGGUCCUGCAGAUCUUUUGUGACACUUGUGAAGCCGUAGCGAGGCUGCAUCAGUGUAAAACACCAAUAAUCCACAGGGAUCUGAAGGUUGAAAAUAUCCUGCUGCAUGAUCGUGGCCACUAUGUCCUGUGUGACUUUGGAAGUGCCACUAACAAAUUCCAGAACCCUCAAACAGAAGGGGUGAAUGCGGUAGAGGAGGAGAUCAAAAAGUACACUACGUUAUCCUACAGAGCACCAGAAAUGGUCAACCUGUAUAGUGGCAAACUUAUUACUACAAAAGCAGACAUAUGGGCACUCGGCUGUUUGCUGUAUAAGUUGUGUUACUUCACCUUGCCGUUUGGGGAGAGUCAGGUGGCAAUCUGUGAUGGCAAUUUCACCAUUCCAGAUAAUUCUCGGCAUUCGCAAGACAUGCACUGCCUCAUCCGGUAUAUGCUUGAACCAGACCCUGAUAAGAGACCUGAUAUUUAUCAGGUCUCCUACUUUGCAUUCAAAUUGGCAAAGAAGGAAUGCCCGGUCCAGAACGUCCAGAACUCUCCAAUCCCUGCUAAGCUCCCAGACCCAGUCAAAGCAAGUGAAGCUGCUGCAAAGAAGAGUCAACCCAAGGCCAGGUUGACAGAUCCCAUUCCUACGACAGAGACGUCCAUAGCACCCCGCCAGAGACCUAAAGCAGGACAGACACAACCCAACCCUGGAAUUUUACCCAUUCAGCCAGCCCUCACGCCUAGAAAGAGACCCACAAGCCAAGCAGCAAUUCAGCCACAAGUUGCAGGGCCUGCUGCCUUGGGCAGUGGUCAGCCUUCCCUCCCUGCAAGUGUUCCCCAGCAAAAAGCAGCACCUCAACAGACUCCGGCACAGCCACAAGCCAAACAAGCUCCAGCUCCCCAGCAGGCAUCACAGGCACAGCCCCAGGUCCCUUCUGCUCAGCCACAAGCCACACCUCAACACCAACAGCAGCUUUUCUUGAAGCAGCAGCUACUGCAGCAGCAGCAGCAACAGGCUGCAUAUUACCAGCAGCAGCAGAUGAUGCAAGCUCAGCAGUUCCCAGUGAUGCAGCAAGGAGCACCAGCACAGCAGCAGCUGAUGCAGAACUACUACCAGCAGCAGCAACAACAACAGCAGCAGCAGAUGAUGGCCCAGCAGGCAGCAAUGCAGCAGAAGACAGCAGUAGCAGCAGUUCAGCAAAAGCAACAGACUCCAGCACCUCCACAGACCCAGCAAAGUGCGGCCCAGCCAACGCCACAGCAGGAACAAGUGAUGCAGGCACAAAUAAGGCAACAACAAAAACCUCAAACCACACCACCUACAGCAGUUCAGGGGCAGAAGCUGGGUUCUCUCACCCCUCCAUCCUCCCCCAAGACACAGCGUGCAGGACACAGGAGGAUUCUGAGUGAUGUGACCCACAGUGCUGUUUUUGGGGUUCCAGCCAGCAAGUCUACCCAGCUCCUGCAGGCAGCUGCUGCUGAAGCCAGUCUCAACAAGUCCAAAUCUGCUUCCACUACGCCCUCGGGUUCCCCAAGGACCUCACAGCAGAAUGUCUAUAACCCACCUGAUGUCUCCACAUGGAAUCCAUUUGAUGAUGAUAACUUCUCCAAACUCACAGCUGAGGAGCUGCUGAACAAGGACUUUGCAAAGUUGGGCGAUGGAAAAGCUCCAGAAAAGAUGGGCAGUUCCACAGAGAACUUGAUUCUGGGUUUCCAGCCGGCUUCUUCUGCAACUCAGCCAGAUGCAUUUGGUGGCUCUUCUUCCUUCACUGCUGGAACAGCUGAAAAAACGAAAGACAUUCUGAAUUUGGACACUAGCCCUCCUCUUCUGACUGUGCCUGAUCCUUUCAUUCCUCUCCCAUUAUCCGACACACCAGAAAAACUGAUUGAGGGGCUCAAAUCUCCUGAGACUGCGCUUCUGCUCCCUGAUAUCCUGCCUCUCGCUGACCCCUUCGGUAGCACGUCAGAUGCUGUGAAUGGAAAACCUGACGUAGCUGUUGAGAGUCUCAUACCGGGCCUCGAGGCUCCAUUGCCCCAACGUCUUGUGUCGCAGACUGACUCGGUUGCUUCCAACAGAACAGACUCUCUCACUGGGGAAGACUCUCUGCUUGACUGUUCUCUGCUUUCUAACCCUGCUGCUGACCUCUUGGAUGAGUUUGCUCCUGUAGCUUUCACGGCUCAACCUCACAAAGAAGAUACUAACCUGAUAGCAGGCUUUGAUGCUCCUGAGGGCUCUGAAAAAGUGACAGAAGAUGAGUUUGACCCAAUUCCAGUGUUGAUAUCCAAAAAUUCACAAGGUCUGCAGAGGGAUCCAGCCCUAUUUCCAGUUGUAGCUCUUGAUCUCUGUAAAGGACCUUCUGGCGGUGAUGGACUUGCUUUGUACAGAGGUCAGUCUGAGAUGCUAGAGGUGAAAACCCAGCACAACUCAGAGUCAGACUACUUAGCAAGAGACGGUCCUUCAAGCAACAGCUCCUUCUACAGCAGUGAAGGAGAGGGGACAGACCAUGAAGGAGAUAUUUUGGAUUGUAGUGGGUCCAGGCCUUUACUGAUGGAUUCAGAAGAGGAGGAGGAAACCUGCAAGCUGGGCCCAGGGUUCCUGCAAGCUGGGCCCAGGGAGAGACGGGAGGCUUCCAAAGAUGCCCACUCCCAAUCUUCCCAGGCCAGAGCAGGGGAGAUGCCAUUCCCUGCCUUCCAGUCGCACUCUGGGGAGGUUUUUAAUGAACCAGAUGUUUUUGCCACGGCUCCUUUCCGAAGCUCGAGAAAAGUGCCUGAUGAGGUGGAUGUCUUUACCAAAGCUCCUUUCAUCUCCAAGGGCAAUAUGGCUCACAGACAUCCAGAAGAAGCAGAUGUGUUUCUGAGAGCCCCUUUCACAAAAAAGAAAAGCAUGGAAGAGUUGACUUCUCAUAGCAUGCCUAAGGAACAGUUCACACCUCCUGUUUUCAUAAGUCAAGCAGGCGAUGUCCAACACAGAGCCAGCCCUAUGUUCCAAAGCCUGGAUACAGCAUUUCGUGGGUCCACGGCCUCGGCAAGACCUCAGUAUCCCUCUGCAGGCUUUACUCAGCCGACCAAUCUUCCUCCUUCUUCUGUAAGAGCGAUGGAGGCCCAGGAGAACAUCGCUUCUAAAGGUGUGCAGCCCGACCACAGCGGCAUGCCCAGUGAGAGGAACCAAGGACAGGUGCUCCCACAAGAAGCCAUCCUGGGCUCCAUGGUUAACAAGCCUUUCCGUCCACAAUCCUUGUCAAAAUACUCCCGUCACUACAGUCCAGAAGAUGGGCAAGGUCUUGAAGUCAAACCCAUAGCUGCUUACAAAGUGGUUUCUCAGACCAACAGACAGGCAAUAGCAGGAUCUGUCUCUGUUGCCCCUCUGUCUUCCAGGACUACGGAACUGCCCGACGGGGAUCCUUUUGCUUCAGCACCCUUUCCUUCCAAAGCAGGAAAGCAAAAGCCUUAAUCUGCUGUGAGCUGGGAGGUGUGCUUCCUGUAGAACACCUCUCACGGGACCUCUUAGUUGAAUUGAAUGACAUAGCAAUAUAUAUAUAUUAUUAUUAUUUGGUCAGAACUCUAUUUGCAGUGAUACAUAGUUGAACCAUUUUAAGUUAUGUUAGCUAAUCUGAAUGCCUGGCUCUCAGGAUCUUCAUAUCCUUUUCAAUUGCUUCUUACCUUCCUCCUCUCACUGCCUUCCACGCCACCCUCAGUUAUUUUUAGAUGCUUUUCCAAAACAGUAAUAUUCCAUACUUUCUGGCUGGGGAAAGGCAUUAUAAGAUGAAUUAGAAGGAUUAUUCAUUACAGAGCAAGUCAAGCGGGACUGGCUCAUGCUCUGGCAAAGAAGUGAUUUCGCAUGUUGAAGGGUUAUUGGGACUCCGUUCCCAGCAGUGGGGGCUUCUGGAGGACAGCAAGGUGACACGUUCUGCUGCUGGUAGCACUGGCAAGCUUGGCAGCUGAGGCUCCAGGGUCAUUCUGUCACGUACAGUGCGUGUUUGUGGGUUUUUAUGCACAGUAGGCAAUGCCUAGCACCAGGUCUAUGCAGUGCAGAGGUGAGCAGAACAGUGGCAGUGCACGUGCAGCACCUCUUAGCUCGCUGCCAUGUGCAGGGCACAGUGUGUCAGCGCCCGGAGCAGUCGGUAGGAGGACUCGGUGCCUUCCACUGCUUGUCUUUCAGACGCUCGAGAAUUGAAACUUCAGCGUAGCAAUCUGUCAGGCUGCUACCACUGCUGUUACUAGGAAAAUCAAAAGAUCAAGCAAAACUUUGACAUGCAUGUAUCUUAUCUGGUUUAUGCCAAAGCGUAGGACCCAGAAAUUUGCUUUUGUUGUUGUGAAGGAGAGAGCUGUGCAUUAUUACAGUAUUAAAAAUAUGCCUGAUGGAAAAGUUUAUUAUGGAAACAACCUGACAGAUGUCCUGAUCUGCAUACCUCAUUUGGUGUAAUCCUGCAUUGGGUGCAAUCCGGUUAGACUGAUAUAUGCUAGCAGAGAACUUGACUCUAGUUUCAUCAGUUCUGCCUUUUGUUUUCUUAUCAAUCAAGAUGAACCCAAACAAAAUCUACUCACUCUUCUCUGGUAACAUUUGCUCUACUUCAGAAAUCUUGUGCUUCCUACCGUAUUCCCAAAGAGAAAGACAUCUUCUUCCUGUUUGUUCUGCCAUUGACGUAGUGAAUCCCCAUAUAGUGUUUGGUGGGAAAAUAGUCUGGAAGGUUUACUCCAGCUGUUUGUCACCUGCUGGCCGCUAGGCAGAAAUAAAGUAGACUUUGCUCCCCUCUCUUCACAAUAAUACAAGGCAGAGAUAAGAGUGAAACCUCCUGCCUUUGUUUUUGCAAAGUGCCUGUUGCAUUGCUUGUCUUGGUCCUGCUAUUUCUGGCCAGCGGCAGCUAUGUAUUUGUAAGUGUUGUCUGGUUUCAAAGCGUGCAGGUGCAGGGCUCUUCAGGCUCGCAGUCACUCAUGCCUCUGUAGUGCAGUGGUCCUCCGUCCUAACAGGUGCUGAUGCUGCAGAAGGUCUCCCAAGAACAAUCUCCAGUUGUUUUGUUUGCAAGGGCUUCCCCAUUGACUUCAGGAGUUUCUGCCAAGCCCCUCGAAAGCCUUGCAGUGACCAUUUCCCAAGUGAAUUUGAUCCUUAUCCUGUAAGCUGGAGCCUUGCGCAAAGGAUAAAGGACAGAUUUUGCCUUUGGGGCUCUCUCACAAGUGGCUUCGAGCUUUUGUGGGGGAGUUCUUGGAGCUGGCUGCUGAGGUAGGUUGCUGUGGUCAGGACCUGCUGCGAAUGGAGCAGGUUUCUGUCCUGCCCUCUUACCGAUGUGCUUGUACUCAGAAGAUUCAGGACUACUGUCCCACUAGGGGAGGGAAGGGCCGAUGUAACUCCUUGUAAUGUGCUGGAGUCACACCAGUGAAAGCUGCUGCAGCCAAAUUCAGUCUAGUUUUUUUGGGGAAAAAAGACACCACCUCCAUCCAUAGCUUUGACUGAGGUCCAGAUAAUAAACAUUAAAGGAACUCAGCGAGCUAGUUACAGAUGCAUGUGAAGACUGCUCAAACAAAGCAGAGCAGUGCACAUGAACGGGAACACAGUGCAGGUCUCUGCUGAAUUUUCAGCCCUGCAGUAAGGGGAGGGUGGAUGGAAAAGUCCGGAGCACCAGGAGAUGACAAGCAAAGCAUGUGCAGAUAGGAGUUACCAACUGCUCUGCGUUCCCCAUCCCCUCCCCAGUCUCAGUUCCCUUCCAAAACCUGCAGUUGCAAGCAAUAAGCCAAAUGUUACUGCAGGGAGCACUCAGCAUUGGGUUUGCCUGGAAGACAGAGAGAGAAAGUGGAACUGAGGUGUUGAAAGCCCUGCGGAAGGGAGGGACAGCUCCUGGAGGCAUGGAGGCUGUGUGCAGCUGGACCUCCUGCCCUGCUCUGCUGCACAGCACCGGUGUGCUGCUGCUGCAGGUGUGUUCUUCCCGUGCUCCUCACCACCUCUGGGAGAUAAAGUGCUGCAAAGAAAUUUCUGGGUUUGCCUUAAGACCUUCAGUGAAGCCAAAGCUGUAGUUCAUUGCAUUUUGUUGUCGUUGAGUUUUCUGUUCAAAUACAUACCCGAGAGUGAUUGACCAUGCAGGUUGUUGCUGGAUUGGAUCAGUGAGAGAUGCCAAGGAGGACCAUGAUAUCAAACUGUGAAAUGCAGGGGAUACCAAGAAGGCUAAGCAUGAGGGUGUAGAUUUGUUUCAGUACAUGGCUGUGCCAUGGCUGUGCAUGUGGCCAGCAGGCUGAAUUUGGCCUUAAGCUGUUAAAUUCACUUGGGAAGCCAACGGAAGGUCAGGGCUUGGCAGUGUAGGGAUGGAUCUGUGCACUCAGGAUAUACUUUGCUGGAGUAAGCAGGUACCAUAUAUAAAUAAGAUGUGGGCUCAAGGUAUUACCUCUGCUAACUGGAUUCAUGUUCUUGUUACUUUCUUUCAUUAUUUUUUACUUGAAAAGUUGCUUUUGGAUAAUUCUGUGAAACUUCUUACAAUGCUACAUCCAGGUCUCACGUAACAAAA